Messenger RNA from Athalia rosae (coleseed sawfly), 3739 nucleotides. RefSeq lists its product as uncharacterized. Bases 141 to 1631 code for a protein of 496 amino acids. Lineage: Eukaryota; Metazoa; Arthropoda; Insecta; Hymenoptera; Athaliidae. Gene Ontology annotation, biological process: microtubule anchoring. Gene Ontology annotation, cellular component: centrosome. The record is from RefSeq and is a predicted model, not a curated record. The transcript has 6 exons.
AGAACCAGAGGAGGUAAAAAAAUCAUACGAAAUAAGGAACGAUGAACUCGGGCUAGAUCCGCGAAAAGAAAGCACGCGAUGGAAAGCGUAAAUAUUUACAUUUUUUGAGUAUUUGGGAAAGUAAUUCUUUAUUUACAAUAAUGACAGACGGAAAUAUUUCCAUGGAAGAGGAUACAGAGCUACGUGAUUUGGUUGCUCAAACUUUAGAAAAUAAUGGCGUGUUGGCCAAAGUGCGAGCAGAACUUAGAGCUAGCGUCUUUUUAGCCCUCGAGGAACAAGAAUCUGUGAUGAACACAGAGCCACUUCUUAACAAAACUGUAAAGCAGUACCUGGCCAACCCUGAGGGGCGAUUGCUAUUCUCUUUAGUGAGAGAGUUUCUGGAAUAUUUUGGUCUGGAUUAUACGAUAUCUGUAUAUGAUCCUGAAACAUAUUCUGGAAAGGAAUAUAAUUAUACCGGCAGAAACAAACUUUGUGAAGAACUAGGUAUCAUAUCGAAUGAGCCAUUGCUCGGGGAAAUUCUGAGGAAUUAUAAACGCGGUGGUUUUAAUACUUCACAACAGAAUGACGACAAUGGCAAUGCAGCAACAAAGCAUCAUGAAACCUCUACUAACGUUUGCAACAAAACUUAUGAUGAAAUUUUGCCAAAAAUGUUGCAUAAAGAGUCCACAUCUCUCUCAAACGAUAAUGACUCUUCAGAAAAGAUAGAAAGCAUGUCUGAAUCAGUUCUGAAAAUUCCUAUAAAUGUUACAAUAACUGACAAGAAGAAGACUAGUCAGUCGUUCAAUAACGUUUUGAUAGAUACUUCUAGUUGUGAGCUCCAAAAAAUUAAUACUUCGAGAAACCAUGCUGAAGAAUCUGACGAUAUCUCUGAAACUCAUGAAGUAGAUGUUAAAGAAAAUAACGAUAUACAUAUAAGUGACUUUUCAAACAACCAAGACGAGCUAAACGGAGAAACCGAAAUAAACAUCCAGAGCGAAAAACAUUCAUUGAAUAAAACCGAGCCAUUGAUUAAGUUUGAUGAAUCUAUAGUAGAACAGGUAAAACCGAAUCAAAACGAAGAUGAAACAAAACAGAAUACUUUGAAUAAUACUGACUUACAUAACGCAAACAAUGUACAAAACAAAAAAUUAACAACGGAUAACAAGCUGGGGAAAACGGUAUAUUUUGACGAGAUUAUUAUUGAUGGUAAAACGGAAAAAAUUGGCACUAAUCACAAGAGUGAAUCAUCAUUACUAGGUGACUUGCCACCAUUACCGACAAAAGCUUCUUCCAUAUUUAGCGAUCUACCCUCGUUGAAUACUAAGAAAGCAGAUAUAAACGAUCUCAAGGAACUAAUGGACAUUGCCUCCGAAGAUAUGGAUAAUUACGAGGAAGACUUCAUCUCAUCUGCAUCUGGCAGUGCAAAUGAACAGAGUCCAUCUAAGAGCCCUGAAAAAUUCGAUAAUUCCCAAAAGUCCCGGUAUAAAAAAGACGACAGACUCCAAAGUAUUAGAAGUGAUGACAUAAGUGAAGAAAUCGAGGACAUUGAUGAAAUUCUCAGCAGUACAUCUUGCUUGGAUACUGUAGCUGCAGAUAAGUCCAUGGCUAAUAUAACCGUGGGUUUAGUUGCGGACUAUGUCAAGGAGGUGUGAUUUGAAAAUCCUAUGCAUUUUUUGAAUCUUGGCAAAUCUUGUCCUACUAUAUCGAUAAGCAAGACACUGCCGGAUGUGGCUCAAUACUUUCUAAGUUGCGCGACAGAAUGAUGGACAAGGAGGAAUACCGACGGUAUAAAUAUAUUUGAUUGAUUCAACAGGGCGCCAGAAAAUGAAAGUUUUUCCUGUAUUUCAUCAUUCAUCACCUGGCACCCAUCCCAGGUAGUGUGAAAUCUGUAUCAUGCUGUCUUAAUCUACUGUUCAGUCUAAUAUCUUUCUUGUCCCUUACUCGGUUUGGCGCUUAGUAUUACUAUUAUUAUAAUGAUUAAUUUAUAAAUCUACUAUUUAGGGUACAUAUAAAUAUUUUGAAAUCACGUAAGAUUUAUUCGGACCGCUACUUGAGGAUAACUUGGUUAUUUUGAGUUGCAAAUUUUAUGGUAGUUCAUGUUGAAUUUGAUGAUUUCUCCUCUGUAUUUAUCUUGGUGACUGAAUAUUAUGAAUUACCUCAUUCAACUAAAGUUACUGACAUGAUAUCUUUAGCGAUAUCUAAGCAAAUUAUCCGUCUGAUUAUGGAUUGCCUAAAAAGUCCACCAGAACAUUUUCGAAGAUAAUGGUGCUAAGUGUUUGAAAAUGUCAUAAUUUAUGAAAGUUAGGAAUCGAAAAAAGUUGGGUGCUGAUAUAGGUAUUUACUCGCAUUUAUUUAGCAAGAUGUUUUACCGUAUAACAAAAUAAUUAUUAAAAAUGAUGAUUUUUUGGCAAUCCAAUACUAAACUAAGGAAAAAUAUCAAAAUAGCUUGGGCAAAAACUCAAUGCCUCUCCCUACAAUGCAAUAACUAAGUACAAUUCGAGGUGGAUCAACUGUAUACUUGAAGUACGGUGAUUCUCUUAUAAAAACUAAGACGUUACACGUUGUUUUUGCAAAAGUAUCUCCUGUGUCGAGUGGAAGUAUCAUAAUAUAAUAUAAUACAAUGCGCUGAAGUUGCUUUGAAUGGACUAUCUUUACAAUUCAGUUGUUAAGUAUGAAAAAAAUUUCGUCGUAAUCAACUUUCCAUUCGCAUCAACGUUAUGCCGUAACAAAUACAUAAACGUAAGCAAAAAAAAGCUAAGGAAAAAAAACUUGAACAAAAACAGGUGUGUUCCUGACCAAUCAGCGUGGUUACACUGUGUUUUCUAAUUUCUAUACCUAAUUUAUUUAGAGAAAAAAAUGAAAGAAAAAAAGGAAUUCAGGACUGCGAGUAACAUUCCCACAUCUCAUAGAACUUAGGCAAUAGACACAUUCCAUUUUUAUUAAGAUUGUUCAUAUUAUUUUAAUUGGCUAGAAAGUAGGAAAUCAAAAUAUGGAAACAGAUAUAUUGCAAAAUAGUUUGUAAGUUUUUAUCAAAUAUUUUAAUGGCGCGUGAUACGCAGUAAAAUUUUAAUAUAUUUCAUAACACUGCUGGAAAUAUUGUAGUAUCACUGAUAGAAUUUCGAAUUCAUUUUGUUACCAACAAAAUAAUAACUAUAUUUAAUCACAAUAUUACACUAAUCACUAUUCUUUUAUUAAGGGUUUCAUGUUCAAGCUACAGAAGCUAUUGCAUGAUAUACCAGUUUUAUGGUUCAAUGGCACCUCAAUCGUUUGUACAAUUGAUAUUGCAUUGGAUCCACAGAGGAUGUGAUUUAAUCAGGUUCGAAAGUAAUCAAGAGUUGAAUAGUAUGGAAUUAUAGAUUUACUCUCAUAGUUGUCGACAAAUGUUACUAGUAAUAUACAUAUAUAGACUAAAUUUCGACAGUUCAAGUAUUAAAACUAUAUCCAUAAUAUUUUUACAUACACAUAUACCGGUAACCAUGUUGUAACCACGUUGGAAAAUUGGUAGCUAUAUCGUGCCUUUUAGCGUGUACGAAUGAAAAUAAUAUUAAUAUUAACAAUAAUAGUAAUAAUAAUAGUAAUAUUAACAAUAAUAGUAGUAACAAUGAUCAUACCGAUUAUUGCAAGUAAACACUGUGGAAUUGUGGGUUUUUUUUUAUAAAUAUUUAUAAGACACUUGGAUUACUUAUUUAUGGUUUACGAACUUAUGAUGAUAUUCAUGUAUUUGUUAUUUAUUUUAUAAAAACUUUCUCUUUUCCAAGUA